Molecule: messenger RNA, 1864 nt
Organism: Acipenser ruthenus (sterlet)
Lineage: Eukaryota; Metazoa; Chordata; Actinopteri; Acipenseriformes; Acipenseridae
Product: cathepsin K-like
Exons: 8
Coding region: 131-1117 (328 amino acids)
Biological process (GO): immune response
Cellular component (GO): lysosome
Molecular function (GO): cysteine-type endopeptidase activity
Source: RefSeq, a predicted model, not a curated record
UCCCCUCCUCCCUAGCCUUCAGGAUCACUUCCUGAAACUCGCCGUCCUUAUAUAGAGGUUAAAAUUCGAGAAGAGAACCAGACAAAGAAAUUCAUUCAACAGCUUCAACCUCACCUUACCGGCUAGAAUCAUGUGGUACGGAACUCUGCUGGUGCUGGUCGCCAUGGCGAUGCCCGUGUCUGCCCAGGAUUGGUCCCUGGACUCAGAGUGGGAGGAGUGGAAGCAGACCUAUAGGAAGCAGUACAACGGCAUGAACGAAGAGGUGAUCCGCCGGUCCGUCUGGGAGAAGAACAUGAAGCUGAUCGCAGCCCACAACCAGGAAUACGAACUGGGAAUGCACUCCUACGAACUGGGAAUGAACCAGCUGGGAGACAUGACCACGGAGGAGGUGGCUGAGAAGAUGACUGGCCUUCAGAUGCCGCUCUCCAGAGACCCCGACAACACCUUCAUCCCCGACCCCAACAUGGAGCUCCCCAAGUCAGUGGAUUACAGAAAGAAGGGCUACGUCACUCCAGUACGCAACCAGGGUUCCUGUGGCUCCUGCUGGGCGUUCAGCUCUGUGGGGGCCCUUGAGGGCCAGCUCAAGAAGACCACGGGCCAGCUGGUCGAGCUCAGCCCCCAGAACCUGGUGGACUGUACCACCGACAAUGACGGCUGUGGGGGGGGCUACAUGACCAACGCAUUCAAAUACGUCCAGGGGAAUAAUGGCAUCGAUUCGGAAGAGGCGUACCCCUACACCGGAGAGCAGGGGGAGUGCAUCUACAACAAGACCGGCCAGGCUGCCACGUGCAAAGGCUUCAAGGAGAUCCCAGAGGGCAACGAGCGGGCACUGCAGUCAGCCGUGGCCAAGGUGGGGCCCGUGUCCGUGGGCAUUGAUGCCACUCUCUACUCCUUCCAGUUCUACAAGAGAGGCGUCUACUAUGACCCUGCUUGCAACAAAGAUGACAUCAACCACGCUGUCCUGGCUGUGGGGUACGGAUCCUACAAAGGGAAGAAAUACUGGAUUAUCAAGAACAGCUGGAGUGAAGACUGGGGGAACAAAGGCUAUAUCCUGAUGGCAAGAAACCGGAAUAACAUGUGUGGCAUCGCAAACCUGGCCAGCUACCCCAUUAUGUGAAGAGGGAGAGGAGAGGGGGAGGGAGAGGAGAGAGGGGAGAGGAAAGAUGAGAGGAGAGGGGGAGGGAGAGGAGGAGAGGAGAGAGGAGGAGAGGGGAGGGGCAGGGAGAGGAGAGGAGGGGAGAGAGGGGUUAGGGAGAGGAGGGGAGAGGGGAGGAGGAGAGGGGAGGAGGAGAGAGGAGAAAAGGGGAGAGGAGAAGAGGAUAGGAGAGGAGAUGAGAGGAGGGGAGAGGGGAGAGGAGAGGAGAGAAGGAGAGGAGAGGGGCAGAGAGAGGAGAGGGGGGGGGAGAGGAGGAGAGGGGAGAGGAGGGGAGAGGGGCAGGGGGAGGAGAGGAGAGGAGGGGAGAGAAAGGGAGACCAUAGGAACUAUUUUUAAGUGUUUAAAAUGGUAAAUAUUGCAUGCGGAGGAAUUUUCUGUUGUGCAGUUCUGCAUAGGAAUGUAUAGAGACAGUAUCCCAUUUGAAACACGCACUGUAGUACAGGACAGGGUAUUGAAAUUCUCAAUGCAUUCAUCUUAAGGUAGAUUUCGAAUCAUAUUCAUAAGCGAAACUGCACUUUCAUUUUAUUUUUUACCAUGACCAUCUUUUAUAAAAAAAAAAAAUGCUGGCUGCACUGAAAAAUACCUUGUGAUCAAUAUUCAUGCUUCGAGUAUAUAGACUAUACGACAACAAGCGUGAACCACAACCCAAUGACAAACUGGAAAUGAAUCAGAGAGGUUUCUAUUGAAAUAAAAAAUCAAUGAGAAAUA